Colletotrichum tamarilloi is the source of this 1107-nucleotide messenger RNA. RefSeq lists its product as uncharacterized. Bases 1 to 1107 code for a protein of 368 amino acids. The record is from RefSeq and is a predicted model, not a curated record. NCBI's taxonomy places the organism in Eukaryota, Fungi, Ascomycota, Sordariomycetes, Glomerellales, Glomerellaceae. The transcript has a single exon.
AUGAAGAUGCAAUGCAAAACGGACGGGUUCGGAAUACAAUGUGCUCGUUGCCGAAACGCCAACGUGGUCUGCAACUACAGCGAAUCCGGCAAGCCAGGAAGACCAGCCUUCAAGACCAACAACUCGGCAGAUCAGACACCAGCAAGUUGGCCAAGUUUGGGCAAUACCAUUGUGGAAGGCGCAUGGACUCAUAAGACGCUUCACGAACAUGGUAGCGCAGUUCAAGGGUCUAUUAGUCUCGAGGCUAUACCACCUGAGUCCUCUCAGACAGUCGCGGAAUGGCAUCCCCUUGCUUUCCCAAGCAGCCCGAGCUCAUUUCUGCACCUUAACAUGACCGAGUCUUUCGGCUCGUCGGAUUGGAACCCCGAAGCCGCGGGAUGUUCCAUACACACGGCUAGCGACGAUCUCGGUGUGCUAGCCGACCCCAACCCGCUCAUAGCCAUCCCGAGGGCGACGGCCUUGCUACCUUUCAAUCGAAAUUGGAUGGAACACCUCGCGCACUUCCACCUAAAGAUAGCUCGCCCAAUGCGUUCAACGGCGUAUCUAGGACCUUCUCAACUUGGGACUGAGGCCGCUCAUAUUCUGCAAAGCUCUUCAGAGUUCCUUGAGUUGGUCCAAAAGCUCGAGUUGGCUGCACUAGACUGCAAGGGACCGGAGCAUCCGCCUCCAAUCGGUACGGCCGUCUAUUUGCAAGUCUGUGCUAUGUCUAUACGAUUGAUCGAGAUGCACUACUGGCUCUACUCAUCGAUUUACCACUGCCUGCAAAGAAGAGAUGCCAACUUCACGGCGCAGGACGGUGUGAUGAGCGACGCUGAGAACGGGCUAUUCAUUUCCAUCGCGGGAGUGGAGCUGAUACCGUCACCCAACCUGAGGCUCCAGAUGCUUCUCCAAACAGCAGUACAUUACCUCAACCGUGUUCAAAAGGCUCGAGGAGGGUUAGAAGCGAUUGCGGCAGAUGCCGCAACUGAUGGACUAGGGUCGCCAUCUCUGGCCUCAGGUUUGGAUAAGUUGGUCAGCAUUGAUGAGAGAAGGACUAUGGUGAAAAUUCAAGCGGUACUAGACAAACUCAAGGAUAUAAGUGCAUUUUCUUUAGAUGCAUUAUCAUAG